AUGGUAACGAUCGGUUCUACGGGAGCCGUGUUGUCUCGGCUGGUGAUCGUUUUAGUGUGCACGGGGAUCGUGGCGAGUUUUCACGGCAGCAGUGGCAAUACAACCACGGCUCCUUUUCUGAUGGACGAAGAGGAUGGUUUUUUGACGGUGCCUCAAUUGAUCCGGAAGUACGGCUAUCUAGUAGAAGAACAUGAAGUUCGGACGGAAGAUGGUUAUUUGCUAAUGAUGUACAGGAUUCCCGCUCGAGCAGGUUCUAGCAAGCAUCCGGUUUUUAUGUGGCACUCACUUUUUAGUUCCUGUAGCGACUGGGUAUUGAUUGGCAGAAAUCACGGUUUGGCGUAUUUGUUAGCGGAUCGCAACUACGAUGUUUGGAUGGGAAAUGCUCGCGGUACUCGUUACUCACGGAAGCACGAACGAUAUAGUGUAAGCUCGGCAAAGUUUUGGGAUUUUACAUUUCACGAAAUCGGAUACUAUGACCUUCCAGCGUCAAUUGAUUACAUCCUCGAGCAAACGAAAGCAAGACGAGUGCAUUUUGUCGGCUUUUCACAGGGUGCAAUGACAAGUUUCAUAGCAAUGAGUGAACGGCCAGGGUUCACGGACAAAUUGAUCGAAAUUCAGGCGCUUUCUCCUGCCGUUUAUAUGUACCGAUCGUUGAGUGUUUUCGUUAACAUCCUGGCUAGAUCAUUGGACCAAAUUGCAAACGCCCUAAUCGCCACUCAGCAGUACGAAUUUGUCCCAUACUUCGAAAAGCAAUAUUUCUUCUUCCAGUGGCUGUGCCCGGCACCGAAACAGACAAUUUGUCGAAUCCUGAUCUACGAUGUGGUCGGAGCUAAUCCCAAUCAGCUAGACACGAAAGUGCUGCGUAUAUUUCUGGGACACUUCCCAGCCGGAGCCUCGGUGAAACAGGUGCAACAUUAUUCACAGAUAAUAAAGGAUGGUGUUUUUCGACAGUAUGAUUAUAAGGACCCAGAGGUAAAUUUAAGGCGCUAUGGCAGUUAUUUCGUUCCGCGGUACAAUUUAUCGCGAGCAACGGUUCCGGUUAGAACCUAUUUUGGGUACAACGACAACGUCGUUAACUAUUUAAAUGUUCUGCAGUUGGAGCAAGAAAUUCCUUAUAGUAAGAGCAGCUAUCCGGUACCGGAUAAACGUUUUAGCCAUGUUGACUUUAUUUUGGCCAACAACGUCAAGGAAGUGCUGUACGAUGAAGUGGUGCGUAAUGUAGAGAAAGCCGAACGGGCGGCCAUGUGA
Sabethes cyaneus is the source of this 1248-nucleotide messenger RNA. RefSeq names its product lipase 1-like. Bases 1 to 1248 code for a protein of 415 amino acids. Gene Ontology annotation, molecular function: hydrolase activity, acting on ester bonds. Lineage: Eukaryota; Metazoa; Arthropoda; Insecta; Diptera; Culicidae. Gene Ontology annotation, biological process: lipid metabolic process. The transcript has 3 exons. The record is from RefSeq and is a predicted model, not a curated record.